AUGGCCGCCGCCGCCUCUGCUCUCCUCCUCGCCCUGUACCUAGCACCAGUACUUCCCUUGUGCCUGUCGUCGGUCGGAGCCGUCGUCGGAGAACAGCAACCACUCCUCGGCGAGGCGAGCGCGCCCGGGUUCGCCGCGUGGCUCCGCGGCGUGCGGCGCCGCAUCCACCAGCGGCCCGAGCUGGCCUUCCAGGAGCACCGCACUAGCGAGCUCGUGCGCGCCGAGCUCGACGCGAUCGGCGUGCCCUACAGGUGGCCCGUCGCACAGACCGGCGUUGUGGCCACCAUUGCUGGCGGCGGCGGCGCCGGGCCCACGGUCGCUCUCCGGGCUGACAUGGACGCGCUCCCUAUACAGGAAAUGGUAGAUUGGGCAUACAAGAGCCAAGAAAGUGGGAAAAUGCAUGCUUGUGGACAUGAUGCGCACACCACAAUGCUCCUAGGAGCUGCUAAGCUACUUCAAGAUCGGAAGGGUGACUUCAAGGGUAUUGUAAAGCUUGUGUUCCAACCAUCAGAGGAGGGCUAUGGAGGAGCCUACUAUGUCUUGCAAGAAGGUGCCCUUGCCGACGCGUCAGCCAUAUUUGGCUUGCAUGUGGACCCAGCACUUCCAGUAGGUGUUGUUGCAUCUAAGCCAGGACCCGUCACUGCAACAGCAGGUCGAUUCUUGGCAACCAUUCAUGGGAAAGGUGGUCAUGCUGCAAUGCCCCAUCAAUCCAUUGAUCCUGUUGUGGUUGCAUCCACGGCAAUCCUCAAUCUUCAGCAAAUUGUUGCUCGUGAAGUCCAUCCCCUCCAUGGCGCAGUGGUAUCUAUCACUUUUGUGAAAGGAGGAGAAGCUUUCAAUGUCAUUCCAGAGUCUGUGACCUUUGGUGGCACCAUGAGGAGCAUUUCAGAUGAUGGUUUAUCAUAUCUCAUGAAGAGGAUUAAAGAGAUUGUAGAAGGACAGUCUUCGGCACAUCACUGCACUGCUUCUGUGGACUUCAUGAAGGAGAAGAUGCGGCCUUAUCCUGCUGUGAACAAUGAUGAGAGAAUGUAUGCUCAUGCAAAGGCAGUGGCUGAGAGCUUGCUAGGGGCAAAUAACGUCAAGGUUGCUCCUCAAGUGAUGGGUGCGGAGGAUUUUGGGUUCUAUGCACAGAAAAUGGCCGGUGCCUUCUUCACCAUUGGAGUUGGCAACGAAAGCACAAUGGUGGCAGUAAAGCAACCCCACUCCCCAUACUUUGUGAUCGAUGAGGAUGCGCUCCCCGUCGGAGCUGCAUUCCAUGCCGCAGUGGCAAUUGAUUUCUUGAAGAAACAUGCAUCAGUAUGA
This is a messenger RNA of Miscanthus lutarioriparius, 1299 nucleotides long. NCBI's taxonomy places the organism in Eukaryota, Viridiplantae, Streptophyta, Magnoliopsida, Poales, Poaceae. The record is from the annotation of a GenBank genome assembly.